AUGUCUGUGUCCCGCCGAGGCACGCCGCUAGAAAGCGAGACGACAGAGACUGGUUAUGAAACUAUGGUCGGGAAGGACGAUGGCAAGAUUACAACGCAGGACCUUCGUGGAAGUGGACCGACCGAGCUAGACAUAUCAGUAGUCAAGGAAUCCAAUGGCCUUCUGGAUCCCACGCCACGGGGUCGCUAUGUCGAAAUUGCUCAACGUAAUCAAGAGACCUCCCCAUUCCUUCGCCUCCCGCCUGAAUUGCGGACAAUAAUCUAUCGCCUUGUAUGCGACGAUUUCGAAGUCCGCGUGAUGCGUGACGAGCGUCUCAGACAGGGCGCCCGUGCAGCAUGGAGAAUCGAUUUCGACCCCUUCGACCCCGUCCAUCAGUCCAUCAGUUUCCUUCGCGUCUGCAGAGCUAUAUACGCUGAAGCACGUCUCAUUCCAUACGCUGAAGCACAAUUCAGUUUAACAUAUAGCAACUCACAAGACCCGGUAGUACAGCAUGUGCAUCAGCGGUACGCGCUCCGACAUUCGACGUUGCGUCGCUCUGCUGGCACUUUCGUCUUCCGUGGGGGUCCGCGGGAGCGUCUACCGGCGAGGAUACUCCCUGUUCAGACCAACGCGAUCACGACUGUCCAACUUGUCAAUUCGAUCAGGCCGACGCUUCGAACGUUGAUGGAAGAGGUGGCGUGUCUGCCUGCCCUUAGGCAAAUCAAUUGGGUCGCUCGAUGGGCGUACUUCACGUUCCUAGCGGACAUGAAGCAGAUCACUGCCAUUCAAGAAUCAGUAGGCAAUUCGAUCCAAGUUGUGAUCAAGGUCACUCCAACACUGGAAGCAGGACUCCGCGACGGACUCGAUGAUCAACAGUGGGGGGUGGAAAAGAAGAUCUCGGAACAACGUGCUGGUACUGUGCACAUUGACUAG
Messenger RNA from Didymosphaeria variabile, 912 nucleotides. RefSeq lists its product as uncharacterized. Lineage: Eukaryota; Fungi; Ascomycota; Dothideomycetes; Pleosporales; Didymosphaeriaceae. The transcript is spliced from 2 exons. The coding region runs from base 1 to 912 and encodes 303 amino acids. The record is from RefSeq and is a predicted model, not a curated record.